AUGACGAGCUAUUUUCAGUCUAUUGGAGCUAGCUCCAGUCGUAGCUCAACUGGGACUCCAUCGCCGGUUUCAACUCCCCUUUUCCCGCCCGCCAGCGCCGCUCAUCGACCUAAUGCUCUGUCCAACCGACUGACAAGCGUCCUUUCGGCCUCCUAUGCCGACUCUGAUAUACGAGAUGCGUUGGAAACUCUAGGUGCUAGAGGUAUUCAAAAUACGCCUGAGACCAGGAGGCAGCUUCGCCUGGACGUGCAGAAGGAGGUCAUCGACUGUAAUGCGGAGAUCGUACGGGAUUUUGGCAAAGUCGCGGAGCAAUUGAAACGGAUUGGGUCAGUGAUCUCUACGCUAAAUCGAACAUGCGAGGAAAUGCGAAAGCACAUCAAUCUCGCCAAACAAGACACAGUCCCGGUUCUCGAGGAGACUAGUGCAUUGAUGAAGCAGAAGGAAGAGACAGAGAUGAAAAAACUGCUUCUGGAUGCGUUUACCGAACAUUUUAUUGUUCCCGAAGAGGAUCUUCUCGUUUUGACAUCUCCCGAAGAGCCAAUCAAUGACCGUUUCUUCAAUGUGCUUGCCAGGGUCAAGCAAGUAUAUCGCGACUGCGAGGUAUUGUUGGGUGGUAAGAGUGAGAGGCUUGGUUUGGAAAUAAUGGAGCAAAGCUCGAAGUAUCUCAACUCGGCAUACCAGAAACUCUACAAAUGGACCCAGAAGGAGUUCAGAUCUUUGAACCUCGAAGAUCCCCGGAUAAGUGGUUCGAUUAGACGAGCUCUACGCGUGCUGGCUGAGCGACCAAGCUUGUUCCACAAUUGCCUCGACUUCUUUGCGGAGGCGCGUGACUAUGUUCUAUCUGAAGCAUUCCAUUACGCCCUCACGCAGGCGGCCUCUGACGUGGGAGGGGAUCAGAACGUCAAGCCAAUUGAAUUCUCUGCGCAUGACCCCCUUAGGUACAUCGGAGACAUGCUUGCCUGGGUGCAUUCGACGACCGUAUCGGAGCGUGAGGCUCUAGAAUCUCUGUUUAUUGCCGAGGGAGAUGAGAUUGCCAAGGGUAUCAAGGCUGGGUUGAGUAGUGAGCCGUGGUCCCGUAUUGACGAGGGUAAUGAGGAAGCAGCUUCAUUUGAUGGACAGAAAGCCCUCAGUGAUCUUGUCAACCGCGAUCUUGGGGGCGUCUCCCGGUCUCUACAACAAAGGGUUGAAUUAGUUAUACAAGGACAUGAAGACCCCAUCACUUGCUACAAAGUUGUUAACAUCCUGUCCUUCUACCGCACUACCUUCUCCAAACUGGUGGGCCCGGGUUCCAACCUAGCACAAUUAAUGCAGACCUUGGAGAAGUUCACAUUUGGCCAUUUUGAAAUUCUCAUCAACGGCCAGACCAAUAUGCUCUCAACUGAUCAUGGCGCCUUGCAGCCUCCUGAGGACCUAUCCGCACCGAAAUUCAUGCUAGACUCACUUGAAGUCUUGACUUCUCUCAUGAAGGCACACGCGGCAUCUUUCAGUGCAGAAGACGACCCGUCAAAGGCGGAUGAUAGUGAAAAUCAAUUCACACCAGUCCUCCGCGUUGCGCUCGAACCCUUCCUGGAACUUGCCAAAUCGUCAUCUGAACAGCUGCAGGACCCAACAAGCCGGACCAUAUAUCAGACCAACGUCUUUCUCGCUGCACGUUCCACUAUAUCCCCAUUCCCAUUCGCCAGUGCCACACAUUCGAAACCCCUUUCGAUAACCCUGUCCACUCUACGGGUGGACCUCCUCAAAAUCCAACAUGAAUACCUCCUCCGCACGUCUGGGCUACAGGUUCUAUUAGAGGCAUUGGAAGCAUUCACCAAGACCAAACAGCUCCACUCAUCAGAGCCGGAAAUUGAGAAUGAGGGAAAACAACCAGAACCAUCACCAUCACAACAGCAGCAACCGCCGAAUUUAGCCGAUAUUGCAUCCCUCCCACCAUUCCAACCAGAGGCCCUCACGCUCACCAGCCAACAACUCGAUGACUUCCUCCCUUCCGCCCUCGUAGACGCGACGGAUAACUUGAAACGCCUCCAGAGCGCCUCCCUUGUGAAGAGCGUUACAGAGGAAGCAGUCGAGGCAUUCUGUCGGGACUUCGAGUUCAUCGAGGGCAUGAUCAUCGGGGCUGAUGAGGCCAGGGGGAAAGUGGACAUCAGCAUUCGAUCUGAGGUUGAGAGUCAGAGCGUUCUUAGUGGUGGAACUGGUAGGCAUGUAGAGGACGAGGACAAUAUGGAUUGGAGUUUGAGGGCUUCGUUUCCUAGGACCACGGGAGAGAUCAGGGUUUUGUUAAGUUAGUUUUUGUAUAUAUGUCCUUUUUCUUCUUUUGGUUAAAUAUUUAAAAACCAGAUAAAUUAUGAAAAUUUCUAUUGCUUUUAUUGGCGUUGGGUUAGAGUUGUACAUACAGUACGUGCUCGGAGAUGGUUCUUUUUUGUCUGGCAGUGUCGAGGUUUCUUAUCAUCGGCAAAAAAACAAUACUAUGACUGUCGGACUAUAAUCCCAUACGGAUCUCGAUCUCGUUCGCUGACAUCAACGACAACCGUAUCGUCCCUGAGUGCAUCCUCCACGCCACUGGCAGUUCCAGCACCUCCCUGCUUUGCGUUCUCUCCCAAUGCUUCCAGACCCGCUUUCCGGGCAGCCUCCCACUCCCCUUUUAAAGAAUCCGCUAACUUCUGCCGCAUGACCGCAUGUAAAUAUCCCCUUUCAGUGUUAGAGUGAGACAGCGCGAUGACUGCAGAGCCUCGUUCAAUCACCGCCAAUGCAUCGUGGUGACUCAAUUCGCCGGUAAAUACAAGAUCAGGAAUAUUACCGCGGUCGCGGCUGAGGAUGACACUGGAACCAGAACCAGGGCAUAUGCCAACGGUACGGAUCUGCAUGGUGUCCAAGGAUGCCGAUUGAGGUAAGGCUACGGGGAUCCCGGCCGGGUUGCCAACACCUUGAGCGACACGAUCAAUAAUAGCUGCAAGCGGCUGGGGAGUAGAGAAAGUGACAAGACGACCGGCCCCGGCGGAUUCGAACCCUUCUGGGACCGGCGGUGGAGAGGGGUGAAUUGUGCUGCGGACAUGGGGGAGCGCAGUAGCUGGAGAGACAGAGCGUUGCGAUUGCGGAUAUACUGGAUGCGAGUAAUUGUGAGAAGAUGACUUUUCUAUACUAGGGGGGGUAGUGCCCGGCGAAGACGAGACGAUGGCUCCGGUAACAACAUCGCACAGCCAAUCUGUCAUUCCUCCGGGUACAGAAUCUACAGCUGUGUGUGGAGAAUAGACGCUGAUGCCUUCCUGUGCCAAUCUGAGAAGCGACUGCUGUUGGGGGUCAUUGAGUGUGAGGGAUUUGAGGCCGCGGAAAAUGAUCGGAUCUUCAUGUAUAGGAACAUAUCCAGGUCAGCUCGAGAUGCCCUCUUUUUGUUCGAAGCAUGUGUAAAAGGGUCGAAAGCAUACGGUAGGCGACUACUACUGAAUCCCCGCGGUCAAUAGCUUCAUCGGCGACAGCUUUUGUGAGAUCAAUGGCCAAUAACACUGAAUUUUUCCGUCUUCGCUGAGGAUUGAAGGGUGCUUCAAGAAGUACUGGGAGGAUGUUCUGUAAGCCACGUUGAACCCGUAUACGGUGUCGACGAAAGCAAAGAGCUUACGGCCGGUAUUAUCAAAGCUCUUAUCUGCCAAAGAUUCUGGAUAGCUAGCGAAAAAAAAAGAACAGUUAGAUAUAUCGUGAGAGAAUGGAGAUCUGGAGAAGAUGCCGGCUAACUUACAGCUUCCUCAUGGAACUCACCACAGCCCGCGUAAAAGGCGAGGAAGAAGCGGGGAAUGACAAAGACAUUGUGGAAUAUCUGCGGAUAGCAGCACGGAAUAGGGUAUGCAUAGAUAGCAGAGGAAGAAUGACUUUUCUGCAAGGAUGAAGCGAUGACACUAUCCAUUUAAAUGGCGACGAUGACGAGGGGAGCUUGCGCCACACAUCUCACAGUAGUGGCUUGACUGUACCAGCCACAGGCGCAGUUCCGAGGAACGGAGAAGAGAUUCGAC
This is a messenger RNA of Monascus purpureus, 4001 nucleotides long. Lineage: Eukaryota; Fungi; Ascomycota; Eurotiomycetes; Eurotiales; Aspergillaceae. The record is from the annotation of a GenBank genome assembly.